Bactrocera neohumeralis is the source of this 1091-nucleotide messenger RNA. RefSeq lists its product as uncharacterized. Gene Ontology annotation, biological process: DNA integration. NCBI's taxonomy places the organism in Eukaryota, Metazoa, Arthropoda, Insecta, Diptera, Tephritidae. The transcript is spliced from 2 exons. The record is from RefSeq and is a predicted model, not a curated record. Bases 120 to 845 code for a protein of 241 amino acids. Gene Ontology annotation, molecular function: nucleic acid binding.
AACCGCUGCUGCCAUCAACGCCACUGCCAUCGUGAGAAUGAGCUGCCGCUGCAUUCUGUGCAAAAGGGACGUAAGCGCCGGCAAACAGCCGACGCACCAGGUUCAUUGGACGCCGAGGAAUGCCGACGAAGAUAUUCAGCGACAACGCCACCAAUUUCGUCGGCGCCGAUCGCAAGCUGCGCGAGCUGAAGGAGGCGUUUCUGGCAAUGGGUCCAGAAUUGAGGAGAUUCGCAGCAGACGAAGGGUGCAGCUUCACCUUUAUACCACCAAGGGCGCCGCACUUCGGCGGAUUAUGGGAAGCCGCGGUGAAGUCCGCCAAACACCAUAUCGUUCGCGUAAUCGGCAACGCGCUACUCACAGCAGAGGAGCUAGCAACACUGUUGGCCGAAGUGGAGGCCAUCCUCAACUCUCGUCCCCUAGUACCCCUGAGUCAAGACCCCAACGACGGCGAGGCGUUAACACCGGCGCAUCUACUGAUAGGAUGCUCCCUGCGAGCAUUACCUCCAGAGAAGGUGCCAGUGGACCCAGUUCGUUGUUGCGAGAGAUGGCAACUUGUUUGCUGUCUCAAGCAACAGUUCUGGCGACAGUGGUCCAAAGUUUACCUGACGGGCCUUCAGGAACGCAACAAGUGGCUGCACCCCAAACGCAACAUGCAGCUCAACGACCUCGUUCUCGUCCACGAGGACAACGUGCCACCGCAGCAGUGGGUACUAGGGCGCGUCGUCGCAACCGCCGAAGGGCAAGACGGCAAGGUGCGAGUCGCAGACGUGGCGACUAAGGCGGGCACAAUUAAGCGUCCUAUCCACAAGCUGGCCUUGCUUCCAAUGGAGGUUGAAGGAAAUUGAUCCUGUCAAGGUGGCCGGUGUUGCGUCAAGCGACAUAUCUACAAAUUUAUACUUAAAAUAAAAAUAAUAAAUGAAUUGUGAAAUAUUGAAUUAUACAAAUUAUAAAAUAUUGAAUUAUUAAAAAUUAAAUUAAGAAAAUCUAUUAUAAAAUACUUAUCUUAAUAAUGCAUUCAUAAUGUCAAUCUACUACUUACCUUAAUACUUACCAUAAUCUUUUACAAUAUUUAACGAAAGUUGAAGAGUUAU